Molecule: messenger RNA, 3456 nt
Organism: Trichoderma breve
Lineage: Eukaryota; Fungi; Ascomycota; Sordariomycetes; Hypocreales; Hypocreaceae
Product: rasGEF domain-containing protein
Exons: 5
Coding region: 1-3456 (1151 amino acids)
Biological process (GO): positive regulation of GTPase activity; Ras protein signal transduction
Cellular component (GO): plasma membrane
Molecular function (GO): protein binding; guanyl-nucleotide exchange factor activity
Source: RefSeq, a predicted model, not a curated record
AUGGACGGCGUCGUGGGAACUGCGCCGCCCGGCAGCAUGUACGUCCGUGCUCUCUACGACUACGAGGCCGACGACAGGACCAGUCUCAGCUUCCACGAGGGCGACAUCAUCCAGGUCAUCACCCAGCUCGAGAGCGGCUGGUGGGACGGCGUCAUCAAUGGAGUGCGCGGCUGGUUCCCCAGCAAUUACUGCCAGGCCAUCACUAGCCCCGACGAGUUUCCCGACAUGGGCCAAAACGGCCAUGUCAACCACCACAUGGAGGACGAAAUGGAAGAAAACGAACUUUACGAAGACAGUGCCGACCAGGACGAGGACUCCGAGGGCGAAGGCUUUGGCAGCCUGCCGCUCGAGGGCACCGACAUGGGCGGCGACAAGUCUCGCGCCGACUUUUGGAUCCCGCAGGCCACGCCAGAUGGCCGCCUCUUCUACUACAACAUGAUGACGGGCGAUCGCAGCAUGGAGCUGCCGCUGGAAUCGCCCGUGUCCUCGGCCGAGACCGGCCCCAGGGACCGUAUGAACGUUGCCAUGCCCGAGAAGACACGGCCGCCGCCAGAAAUGAUGGCGCGUGGGCUAACCCAGGACGAGGACGACGACUCGGCGACUUCAGCUUCAGAGGCUGAAGGCGAAUCUCUGAUGCUCGCGUCCAGAGGGUCUAUGCCUCGCAUUCGAGGCUCAUUCAGUGCCGCCCUCUCCCCGUCAACAUCAAUGGACUCGAUGAAUGGCACUUCUCCCGCUCGGCGCAAGAGAAGCGAUGCAUACGCCCUCGGAUUCGCCAACACCAACCAACCACCAAACAUUGCAUCGGCCACAUCAUUCACCAGCACCACCUACAACGUGCCGGCCACCACCAGCGUGCCCAAGUCUUUCUUCGAUGAUGGAUCCACGCCACCCCUUACCUGGAGUCUCCUCGUCACCAACAUGAAGCGCGCCAUCGACCGAUAUCGCGAGGCCGUCACCAACAACGCCCGCUCCGAAUACGUGGCCAGGGCCGAAGAUAUUUCCGACCACCUCAGACUACUUCUUGCCGCCGGCUCAGGGACCACGGACAACCAUUCUGGCCAGCCUUCCAUCAUCUCCACCAACAAGGCACUCUACCCCCACUUCCGAGAUAUGAUGUCCAAGUUUUCCAAGUUGGUUAUUUCUUCACACAUUGCUGCCGCCGAUUGGCCCAAUGCGGAAUCCGUUCAAAAGUGCCUCCAGGAGGCCGACGGCGUGUUGGGUGGCGUCUUCAGCUACGUUGAAGUUGCCAGGCAACAGAGAGGAGAGGACAUCCCCCGACUUUUCCCUGGCUUUGUCAUUGGCAGCACCUCAGGUGGGAGCUGGCAGAGCAACGGACUAGAUUUCCAUGAUCUGAUGUCCCCCAACUUCCUUGACGAUGAGGAGGGUCUCACCGAGCCCACCGCAGUCCUCGAUGGUAAUCUCCUCGAAAGGUUAGAUGAGCACAAGAGAAUUCUCGUGUCUAGUAUUCGAGAGCUAGAAAAGAACCUGACAGCUCCUGAAAAAAUCAUCUCACCUCAGCGACACGAGGCCAUUGCUAACAAUGUCUGCUUUGCCGGUGGCAAGGUUGUAGAGACGUUUAGGCCGUGGAUUGCCAUGAUUGAGUCCGUCGACCUGUCAUCUUUGGGCAAUACAUUCCAGACGCCGCAGCUGGAAGACUUUAGCAUCAACAAGCAAUCGCUGUACGACAACAUUGCCGACCUCAUGCUAAGCUGCCAAGCCGUCGCCGGACCCCUGGCGGACGAAUGGUCAGAAGUUCGGGGAGAGCCUCUCGAGAGCCGUCUCGACUAUGUUCGCCAAUGCGCGAGAGCACUCGAGACAAACUCGUCGCACACUGGAUUCUCCCUACAGCUGCUUUCAGAGCAGGUCCUAAUCAACAUGCAGCAGCAGCAAGCAAAGGCUCGUCAACCACCGCGGGGCCAGCUCCAGCGAGGAGAGACUAUGCCUUACGACAGACCUCAUCAACGAUCGGACUCAAGGACCGCACCAGUCCGACCGCCACUCAUCACCACCCAGUCAUACUCCGAGGGCGAUGCACCCCCCGGAUUCUCCAGAAAGGGCGACUACUCCAAGGUCAAGAAGAUCUUUGGAGAAGACCCGUCACCACAGCUUCAGCCGGACGAGGACACGCCCGAGUUCCUGCUCCUGGACCACGAAAACGACCUGUCUUGGGAUGCAAAGGCAACCACGCCCACAGUCAAGGGAGGAUCCCUCUUGGCACUGGUCGAGCAGCUCACGCGCCAUGAUAAACUUGAUUCGAGUUUUAACAACACCUUCCUCUUGACUUAUCGAUCCUUCACAUCAGCACGCGAGCUCUUUGAGAUGCUGGUUCAACGGUUCGGCAUACAGCCUCCGGAGGGCCUCACACAACAAGACUAUGAGUUGUGGCGAGACCGCAAGCAGAAGCUCAUCCGAUUCAGAGUGGUCAACAUUCUCAAGAGUUGGUUCGACAGUUUCUGGAUGGAAGAGUUCAACGACGAGUCCAAAACUCUGAUACGCGACGUGUACACGUUUGCGAGAGACACUGUCAAGUCGACUGAGACACCAGGUUCAGGGCCGCUGAUGGCGAUCCUUGACCAGAGGCUCAGCGGCAAGGAGGCUGGCGCCAGGCGCAUGAUUCAAACCCUGAACCAGAGCACGCCAACGCCCAUCAUUCCAAAGAAUAUGAGAAAACUCAAGUUCCUGGACAUUGACGUGACAGAGUUUGCUCGCCAGCUGACAAUCAUCGAGUCUCGGUUGUACUCCAAGAUCAAGGCCACUGAGUGCUUGAAUAAGACGUGGCAGAAAAAGGUUGCAGACGGCGACCCUGACGCGGCUCCGAAUGUCAAGGCUCUGAUUUUGCACUCUAACCAGAUGACCAACUGGGUGGCGGAGAUGAUUCUAAACCAGAUGGAUGUCAAGAAGCGAGUUGUGGUGAUUAAGCACUUUGUUGCUGUUGCCGACAAAUGCCGAGGCCUCAAUAACUUUUCCACGUUGACAUCCAUCAUCUCAGCUUUGGGCACGGCGCCUAUUGCGCGUUUGAAGCGAACCUGGGAUCAAGUCCCUCAGCGAACAAGCGUUGUUCUGGAAACGAUGCGUCGACUUAUGGCUAGCACCAAGAACUUUGGCGAGUACCGCGAGGCGCUUCACGUUGCCAACCCGCCGUGUAUCCCCUUUUUUGGUGUUUACUUGACCGAUCUCACCUUUAUUGAGGACGGUAUACCCUCGGUGAUUAAGAAGACCAACUUAAUCAACUUUGCCAAGAGAGCAAAGACAGCCGAAGUCAUCCGCGACAUUCAGCAAUACCAGAAUGUGGGAUACUCUUUGCAGCCAGUCCCUGAGCUGCACGAUUACAUAGUGAGCAACAUGCAAGCUGCAGGAGACGUACAUGAGAUGUACGACAAGAGUUUGCAGAUUGAACCACGCGAGCGUGAAGACGAGAAGAUUGUCAGGGUGCUUGCUGAAUCUGGCUUUUUGUGA